AUGUCUGUCGAACCCAACCACGUCCAGGAGGUGGAGAACUCCUGGAACAAGGUCGCGGCGCUGGGCGUCGAGAACGUGGGCGUGCUCCUGUUCAAGAACAUCUUCACCAUCGCCCCGGAGGCGCUCGAGCUCUUCUCUUUCCGGAACGAGCCCAACCUGUACGACUCCCUUACGCUCAAGGCGCACGGCGUGAACGUGGUGAACACCGUCGGCAAGGCUGUCGCGGGCCUGCGGGAGUUCUACACCCUGGUCCCCGCGCUCGCGGCGCUCGGGGAGAGACACGUCGAGUACGGCAUCUUGGAGCCCCACUACGACGUCGUCGGGAAGGCACUGCUCAUGACUCUGGAGCAGGGGCUCGGCGAUGCCUUCACGCCCCAGGUGAAGGAGGCGUGGACGAUCGUGUACGAGGCAGUGGCCGUCACCAUGAAGGGGGACAACUACAAGAAGUAA
Micromonas commoda is the source of this 450-nucleotide messenger RNA. RefSeq lists its product with no specific name. The transcript has a single exon. The coding region runs from base 1 to 450 and encodes 149 amino acids. The record is from RefSeq and is a predicted model, not a curated record. Gene Ontology annotation, molecular function: oxygen binding; heme binding. NCBI's taxonomy places the organism in Eukaryota, Viridiplantae, Chlorophyta, Mamiellophyceae, Mamiellales, Mamiellaceae.